GAAGCGCGCGGGGGAGGACGAUUGUUCAGAGCAGCAGCUUCUCAGUCUGUUGGCGGUUUUAACUAGGUUUAUAAAUAACAAGGUUAGGAUUUUAUUUUGUUUAUUUAUUUUAUUUUUUUUUUACAAGCAUGGCUCAAGCUCGAGUCACUGAUUAUUUUGCACAGUCUAAGAAAGCAGGUGUUGAACGGUCCCUGCGAUCGAAAUCUCAAAAACCAAGCGUAGAGGAGCGAGUAGUGACCACAACAAGGCCUCAGAGGAGCAGGGGCUCUGCAAACAAACAGCUCAGGGCUGUCCAGCAGGAGAGAGAGCAGCUCAGAUCCGUCCAGCAGGAGAGAGAGCAGAUCAGAUCCGUCCAGCAGGAGAGAGAGCAGAUCAGAUCCGUCCAGCAGGAGAGAGAGCAGAUCAGAUCCGUCCAGCAGGAGAGAGAGCAGCUCAGAUCCGUCCAGGAGGAGUUCCUCAGGGUGAUCGACGAGGCUGUAUCUGCUCCUGAUCAUGUAGAGGGCAGGACACAGCUAAGGAGCUCGGAUAAACCCGGAGCGCCCGAGAGUCCCCGAACCCCGAAGAGGACUUCAUCUGAGGCUGAGUUUGAUCUCUGCUCUGCCGUGUUCACCUCCACCACCGAGCAGCACAGCACGGCUAAAAAACGACUCCGGGUGGCUGCGACGAAGGAUGAAAACACAACCAAGAGCGUGGAGACUGGGAAAAGGACGGCGAGAAAGAAGCUCGUGCUCUCGAAACACGAGGACACCGAACAGACACCGGCCAUUACAUCCCCCCAUAAAGAUCCGAAAAGUGUAGUCGACCACGGGUCAAAAGACUCACCUGCGAACAAGGAGAGUAUCUCCAAGCAGCCUACCACGAAUAAGAAAACCUUCUCCAGAGAGGAUGUGGCUUCGCUGAAGGCUCGUCUGCAGAAACUGAAGGGACAGGCUGAAGCGGCGAGUUCGCCGACCCCAGCACCCGUGUCUGCUCUCGCUGAGCUCAAAGCCCGACUGGACAGUGCCAGGGAGCUCGCAGUCAAAGCACAGCAGAGGAAGGAGGAGAGAGUGGUCGAGGAGGAGAAAAGCUCAGAGGAGCAGACCCAAAACCACAAAGUGAACGAAGGCGAGAAGCUUCCUGCUUAUCAGCGCUACCACACACUAGCUCAGGACGUUCCCCCCGGCCUCACCCUGCCCUUCAAAUACAAGGUUUUAGCAGAAAUGUUCCGCAAUAUGGACACCAUCGUCGGCAUGCUGUUCAACCGCUCGGAAACGGUCACCUUCGCCAAAGUCAAACAAGGAGUCCAAGAUAUGAUGCACAAGCGAUUUGAGGAGUCUCACAUAGGGCAGAUUAAGGCGGUGUACCCAUCUGCUUACACCUUAAGACAGGAGAAAAACAUCCCGACUUUCAGCUCUACAGUGAAGAAAUCCACCUACCAGCUCACCAUGGAGCCCGUCAUCGAAGAAGAAACAAAUGACACCCGGCCCAUCCUGUCUGUGACCCGUCUGCUGGAGAGGAGGCGCAUUUUUCAUCAGAACCUGGUUGAAAUCGUGAAGGGACACCAUAAGGUCUUCCUAGCAUCGCUGAACCCUGCUUUAGUUGUCCCUGAUGAUAAACUGACCCGCUGGCACCCUAAAUUCAACGUGGACGAGGUGCCCAACAUCCUGCCCAGUGAAUUGCCUCAGCCUCCGCAGACUGAGAAACUCACUACCGCUCAGGAAGUGCUGGACAGAGCUCGCUCCCUCAUGACCCCUAAGAUGGAGAAGGCUUUGGCUAACAUGGCCUUAAAAACCGCAGAGGCAGCUUGUUCAAAAGAGAGCGAGACCCCAGCAAAACCAACUGCGAUGCCCAUCCAGACCCCCAGUGCUCUCAAAGGAGUGUCACAGUCUCUGCUAGAGAGGAUCCGGGCUAAAGAGGCUCAGAAGCUUCAAGUGACUAUGACGAGAAAUCCUGAACAAGAGGAACGUCUGGGGAUGAUAACACGUCUGCCUGAGAUGGCCAGGAUUCUGAGAAACGUCUUUGUCGCCGAGAAGAAGCCGGCCUUGAUCAUGGAGCUGACCUGUAAUCGCAUGAUCGCUAGCUAUCGCUCUUCUCUCAGUGCAGGGGAAAUGGAAAAACACCUUCGUUUGCUGGUGGAGUUAGUGCCGGAUUGGCUCACGCUGCAUCCCAUCAGAAAGGAUUUUUACCUCAAGCUGAACAAGAACACUAACAUGAACCUGGUUUUGGAGAAACUGAACCAGAAGAUAAAAGAAGAGGAGAGACUCUGAAGAAGAGGUGUGGAUGAUGGACUGAUUGGAAUGAUGUGCAAUAGUUUCAGGAAUUUACUCCAUGUUUUUAUUCUUUAAACUGGACAUAGUGGGACUUGCUCCUAACUCUAGUCUGUGAGAAAAUACAGAAGAUUGUGUCAUUUUUUAUUCUUUGAAAUGGAGCAUUUUGUUGAUGUUAAGGUGGCUGUGUUAUAGGUUUGAGUGCUUGUAUUAUGGAGACGCACACCGAGCUGUGACUGGCAGCAGGUCAUGUGACGAGUCUUGGAGCUGCUUAAUUCACCAAUAAACAAGCUACUUUGAAUUCAGUCUUUUUAAUCAAUAACACAUAAUCGAUCAUUUGAGUUACUCAAACAUUCAUUUGCUUAUAUACAGCAGUUUCUGUAGAAGUCCAUGAUCUUCAAGUGCACAAUAUGUGCUGCUUAUCUGUUUCAGUCCACACUUACGGUCAUUAAAGGAAACCUCAACCCUGAUUAUUUACCGGGGGAAAAUCGCAAGUAACUACAGCUCUACUGAUAUUUAGCAUGAUGGCAAUUAACUGGCAUUUCAGGCACAAUGUUGUAAAAUGUUUUUCCUGCAUCAAUGAACAGUUUCCAUAGAAACCACAGCUGGAUAGAGAGGGUAGCAUGAGGAGGAAAGAAAAUCUCACAAAAGGCACGAAGUUAAAUGUUUUCGCAUCUACAUGGAUUUCUGCACUUUUAUAAAUGGAUCAUAAUGUCAAGAUUAAAUUAUUUAAUUGUUUGCAGAAUUUAGAUUGUACUUAUCCAGAGAUUUAUAGAAGUGCUUUAGGUUUUGAUCAGGAAAUCCAUCCUCCUGCUAGUAUAUUAGGUCUGGGAUUAAAAGUACCAACGGGAUCAUUUAGUAAAAACCAUUCUAUGAUGGUAUUAACAUUAGAAUAAAAGAAAGCAAGCUAAAACAUAAGUGUAAAUUAAGACAAAAAAUAAAAUAUGAU
Hemibagrus wyckioides is the source of this 3195-nucleotide messenger RNA. It is a transcript of the gene cdt1, whose product is annotated as chromatin licensing and DNA replication factor 1. Bases 129 to 2246 code for a protein of 705 amino acids. The record is from RefSeq and is a predicted model, not a curated record. Lineage: Eukaryota; Metazoa; Chordata; Actinopteri; Siluriformes; Bagridae. The transcript is spliced from 10 exons. Gene Ontology annotation, biological process: regulation of DNA-templated DNA replication initiation; mitotic cell cycle; DNA replication preinitiation complex assembly. Gene Ontology annotation, molecular function: DNA binding; DNA polymerase binding. Gene Ontology annotation, cellular component: nucleus.